GGUAGCCGAUUAAUCCUGUCUGCUACUUGGAUUCCUGAACUUGAUUGUGGUGGUUCCAAAUCCAAUUGUUGAAGAUUGAAAUGAAUAAAAACCAGACAUGUUUGGGGGAAGACAAGUACAUUUCUGUCAUUCUUUCUAAUGUUAGUCUGUUAGGUAUCUGGAACUGGAACUGGACCUGAUAGACUGUUAGGUGUCUGGAACUGAAGAAGUCCCAUGGGUGCUCCAGUUUUCUAGGCAAAUCAGCAGACCAAUCGUGGGAUAUGUUCCCUUAAUGUGAUCUAGCGGUAAUGUGAUUGGUUCCUACAGGAUUACAAUCUGAUAACGCAGAAUGCUAGUUAAAAGAUAACAUUAGCAUGUAAUUUUCACAAAAAAAAAAAAAAAAAAGGGAAAGAAAAAAUAUAAGCAAAGCACGAAUUCCAAUGAUUGGUAACACUGUAUAAAAAACAACUCUAAAGUAGAUGUAUCGACAACCUUUUCCUAGACGUUUAUACAUAGGCGGAAUUUUGUAUCUUCCACUGCUGCUUUUUUCCACUGCUAAUCGCAUCAUCGCCGUUCAUCCCAAGAUCUCGAUCUCCCCCUCAGGCCAAUCAAUAGCCGCCAUGAGCUCUCAGUCUCAGCCUCCGUCUCCGCCGUUGGCCAAGAAGGUGAAGCACAAGAUGGAGUUGUUCGGGGAUGUUAGAGUUGACAAUUACUACUGGCUUCGCGAUGAUUCCCGCAAGAACCCUCAAGUCAUCUCUUAUCUUCAACAAGAAAACGCCUAUACCGAGGCCAUCAUGUCCGGGACCAAGAAAUUUGAAGAUGAAAUAUAUGCUGAGAUAAGAGGGCGAAUAAAAGAGGAUGAUAUAUCUGCACCUUUGCGAAAAGGGCCGUAUUAUUAUUACGCAAGGACAUUGGAAGGGAAGGAGUAUGUUCAGUAUUGCAGGCGUCCCAUUCCUAAUCAUGAUGCUCCACCUUCUGUUCACGACACUAUGCCUACAGGCCCUGAUGCUCCGCCCGAGCAUGUAAUAUUGGAUGAGAAUGUUAAGGCUCAAGAAUAUGAUUUUUACAGAAUUGGUGCUUUUAAGGUCAGUCCAAAUCAUAAAUUGGUUGCAUACGCUGAAGACACUAAAGGAGAUGAAAUUUAUACCGUCUAUGUGAUUGAUGCUGAGACUCGAGCUCCGGUAGGGAAGCCAUUAGUAGGUGUAACGUCAUAUCUUCAAUGGGCUGGUAACGAAGCUUUAGUUUACAUUACCAUGGAUGAGAUCCUUCGGCCAGAUAAGGUAUGGUUACAUAAGUUGGGGUCAGACCAAUCCAAUGAUUCAUGCCUUUAUCAUGAGAAAGAUGAUAUGUUUUCCCUUGAUCUUCAAGCUUCUGAGAGUGAGAAAUUUUUGUUUAUCGCAUCUGAAAGCAAAAUUACAAGGUUUGUCUUCUAUCUUGAGGUUUCCAAGCCGGAAGAUGGGCUUAGGGUUUUGACACCUCGUAUAAAUGGCAUUGAUACCUCAGUCAGUCAUCGUGGAAAUCACUUUUUUAUCCAGCGGAGAAGUGAUGAGUUUUUCAAUUCAGAACUACUAGCUUGUCCAGUGGAUAAUACGUCUGCUACAACAAUUCUUAUUCCUCACAGGGCAAGUGUAAAGAUUCAGGAUAUUCAACUUUUUAGUGAUCAUCUUGUUGUCUAUGAACGUGAACAAGGUUUGCCCAAAAUUUCUAUUUACCGCCUCCCAGCAAUUGAAGAGCCACUCACAAGCCUUCAAGGUGCUCAGGCAGUUCAAUUUAUUGACCCUGUAUACUCAGUUGAUCCAUCAGAAUCGCAAUUUUCAUCCACCAUUUUACGGUUUUCUUAUAGCUCAUUGAGGACGCCUCCAUCUGUCUAUGACUAUGACAUGAUUACUGGGGAGUCUGUUUUGAAGAAGAUUGAAACUGUUUUGGGAGGUUUUGAUGCAUCUAAUUAUGUCACUGAAAGGAAAUGGGCUGCUGCUUCAGAUGGCACUCAGAUUCCUAUAUCAAUUGUGUACCAAAAGAAUCUUGUCAAGCUUGAUGGAUCUGAUCCAAUGUUGCUUUACGGCUAUGGUUCAUAUGAGGUAUGUGUAGAUCCUGACUUUAAGGCAUCGAGGCUGUCUCUUUUAGAUCGUGGGUUUGUCUUUGCAAUAGCUCAUAUUCGUGGAGGUGGUGAAAUGGGGAGGCAGUGGUAUGAGAAUGGGAAGUUUUUAAAGAAGAAAAAUACCUUCACAGAUUUUAUUGCUUGUGCUGAGUUUUUAAUUGAAAAGAAGUAUUGUUCAAAGGAAAAAUUGUGCAUUGAAGGAAGAAGUGCUGGCGGAUUGCUUAUUGGUGCUGUUCUUAACAUGAGGCCUGAUUUGUUCAAGGCCGCUGUUGCUGGAGUGCCUUUUGUAGAUGUCCUGACUACAAUGCUUGACCCUACUAUCCCUCUUACAACUUCAGAGUGGGAGGAAUGGGGUGACCCUCGGAAGGAAGAGUUUUAUUUCUAUUUGAAAUCAUAUUCACCUGUUGAUAAUUUGAAGGCCCAAAACUAUCCUAAUAUUCUUGUGACAGCUGGUUUACAUGAUUCACGAGUAAUGUACUCAGAAGCUGCAAAGUUUGUUGCUAAACUAAGGGAUAUGAAAACGGAUGACAACAUGCUGUUGUUUAAAUGUGAACUUGGUGCUGGCCAUUUUUCAAAGUCUGGAAGAUUUGAGAGGCUUCAAGAUGAUGCCUUGACAUAUGCUUUUAUACUGAAAGCUCUGAAUAUGAUUCCCACCUCUGGUUCUGCGCUGAACUGACAAACUGCUGCAUGUCAGAGAGGUGAUGUCAGUUACCUAAUCCAUGUUUGGCUUGCAGAUUCUGCCACAUUUGAUGUUGUAGUCUGGGUUAAAAAUUAAAACCAACUUUCUAAGAUAGGAAUUAGGAGGGAAGUUAUAACAUUAUGAGAUGGUGUUGAAAGAUAUUUGUGCAAUGGAAGUGUGCACAUAUAUUUGAUAUUGCUUCUGAAUUUGAAUCAGUGUUGAAUAUUUAUAAUCAAUCCCAUUGUUUGCUUAUAGUGUUAUUUUCAA
Messenger RNA from Durio zibethinus, 3023 nucleotides. Its product is annotated as Prolyl oligopeptidase family protein. NCBI's taxonomy places the organism in Eukaryota, Viridiplantae, Streptophyta, Magnoliopsida, Malvales, Malvaceae. Gene Ontology annotation, cellular component: cytosol. Gene Ontology annotation, biological process: proteolysis. Gene Ontology annotation, molecular function: serine-type endopeptidase activity. The record is from RefSeq and is a predicted model, not a curated record.